Messenger RNA from Papilio xuthus (Asian swallowtail), 1746 nucleotides. RefSeq names its product embryonic polarity protein dorsal-like. NCBI's taxonomy places the organism in Eukaryota, Metazoa, Arthropoda, Insecta, Lepidoptera, Papilionidae. Gene Ontology annotation, cellular component: nucleus; cytoplasm. The record is from RefSeq and is a predicted model, not a curated record. Bases 104 to 1636 code for a protein of 510 amino acids. The transcript has 12 exons. Gene Ontology annotation, molecular function: DNA-binding transcription factor activity, RNA polymerase II-specific; RNA polymerase II cis-regulatory region sequence-specific DNA binding. Gene Ontology annotation, biological process: canonical NF-kappaB signal transduction; inflammatory response; response to cytokine.
UUCAAGCGAGUUACAUAUUACUGUACCAUUCAGUUAAAAUAUUUCGUAUGUUAUAAAGUGUAGUGUUUAAAAUAUAUAAUAAAACGCUGCACUUAUAACAACUAUGGCUAACCAGCUGUCUAUAUCACGGAGGACCGCCCUGCAGACGUCCGAGCUGAAGAAGAGAUCUAAGAAACCUUCCGUACGGGUCAUCGUACAGCCUGUUGACUCUCACAGGUUUCGUUACAAGUCUGAAGGUCGGUGGGCCGGUUCGAUUCCCGGGGUAAACAAGAAGGGUAACAAGGAGGGCUACCCUACCAUAGAGAUCAGCGGUUGCCCCGAUGGUAAGGCCGCCAUUUUGGUUUCCUGCGUCACAAAGGACUCGCCCUACAAGACACACCCGCACGGCGUGGUAGCUCGAGAGAUGUAUUUGUCUGAAGAGGAAGUAAGGAAGGGAGCGUGCAAGGUGGUGGUGGAACUGACCGGAGAAAGUACUAAGGUCUCCUUCAACAACAUCGGCAUCCACAGCUGCAAACAAAAUGAAGUUAAGGAGGUCCUCGAGACGCGGCGUAGCCUCGGCGUCGACCCAUUUGGAAGCGGUUUCGACUACUGCCGCGAACCGAAGAGUAUCGAUCUGAACGCGCUGCGGCUCUGCUUCCAAGUGUUCGUGAUGGAUAAGAAAGACAACAUUCGUCUAAGGCUGCCGCCCGUCGUCACCAACGUCAUACACGACAAGAAGACGCAGGGCGAGCUGCAGAUCGUCCGCCUCUCGUGUCAAGAGAGCCCCGCCACCGGCGGUAGAUUUGUUAUACUCCUUUGCAAAAAGGUGAAGCCGUCUGACACCACGGUGGUGUUCGUGCAGGGGAGCGAGGAUUGGGAGGUGGCGGCGAGCGACAUCAGCUCGCACCAACACGUCGCCUUCUGCUUCAACACGCCGCCAUACAGACACACUGACAUUACCACCAACGUCACGGUGAGCGUGCAACUGAAGAGACUGUCAGACAACGCGCGCAGCGAGCCCGUACAGUUCGUGUACACUCCGCCGCGCACAGUAGAUAAAAAGAAAUACACUGAAAAGAAACCGCUGUCAGCCUGGCUACAGAAUGCAAAUUUACCGAUGGAAUCAGAAAGUUCGCCUGAACAAGUUAGAUAUACUCCUGCACAAAGUCCAAUGGAACAAGAACAAUUUCCCACAGAGACGAAGCAUUUGCAGCCGUGGCCUGUGGACCUUCCCCCGAUGGUAGGGCCGAGCCCCCACCAGCUACAGUACCCAGUCCACGACAUGUCCUGGAUGGACAGAAGCUACGUCCAGCUGGAGCAGUUGCCGCAUGUUCCCAGGUUGCAGACGACGCCGCACGCUGCACACUGCGACUACUCGAUCACGUCACGGGAUCCUAGUUUGUCUCCGGCGAGGAAUCUAAAUCCUUUCUUCUCUCAUUAUGAGGAAAAUGUCCUUAUUAUGGAUAACAGAUCAGAAUGUCAUUCUGUUUCACCCAUAUUUGCACCCUCGCCCGAUUUAAACACGGGACAAGGGGAAGUGGAAGAGAUGCAAGUAAGUUUGGAAAAGUUCUCUGGAUUAUUAGAAGAACCAAUCAGUGACCAUUUGAAUGAACUUUCUAUAAAGGAUUUCGUUGGCGGUGAUUCGCCUAAGAUUUAGUCAGGCAGUAAAUGUUAAGGACAGAAAAAAAUGCCACCGAAACGAUUCAUUGUUGUUACGUUAAAAUUAUAACUUUGGUAUUUUAAAUCAGAACCAAAACUUUAUAUUUU